GCGGUACUUUGUUCUCUGCGCCGCAUUGUCAUGCCGAUGGACUAGUAUGUCGUGCAGCGGCGCUGUUGCGCCCGCGGGAGCCGUCCCGACUCGUGCGGUAUUUCUUCCUCCCUUGGAGGCCUUUGUGAGUCCGGGUUGCGCGCGGACGACGGCCAGACUUUCUUCAACUUGCACGAACAGGGUCGCGCCCGGUUGCCGGCUGUCUCGUAGCUUGUUGGUUGCAACUGCGACGCCUCCUAUUUUUAAUUUUUAUGUUACUUUUGUCUUUUUCAUCUCGUGCACUUACCCUUUGUCGUUGAUCACUACGUUAGUCGCUGCUCGGGAUUUCGCAGAGAAUGGAGUUUCCCCCAAACGGAAUCCCCAGCGAUUUUACCAGCAGCUUCAUCAACUCGCCACCCCUCGAAUAUCACGAUGAGGAGGCCGACGGGCGCUCCAACGCGUCCACCAGCGAAGCUCCCGUGACGCCGUUGCCGGUAUAUACCAGCAUCCAUCGGGUCCGGCGUUUAGUUCUCGCCAGCAUCGACGAUCCGUACACGCUGGAGCACUUUCGGGAGCCCAGCCUCAAUGCGCUCAUCGUUCGUCCACUCGUCGAUCGCCUUUACGAUCCCCAAGAUACCACUGUCGUCUACUGUCUCCUCGUGAACCGCGUUCACUUCCUGCGCGAGCAGUCGCAGCUCGUCUACCAGUCCGUCAACGGCGCUCGCGCGACUUUAUGCGAGCUUGUGGCCACGCGCGUCCUCCGCCGCUUCCACGAAGACCACCCCGGCCAGGCGGGCUUGCUGCUCCUCGCACGCAUUCUGGUCCAGGGCCAUGACCCUUUUCAGGGCGCCCCCGCGCACAUCGAGCGCGAGGGCCGCCAGCUGCACUGGCCGGUACAAGACCGUGGCGGACACGAGCACGAGCUGACGGCCCUGGAACUCGCCAUCGUGUCGGAGAGCAAGACCUUUGUCGCGUCGUCGGCCUGCCAGCGCGUCGUCGACGCCGUGCACAGCGGGCAGAUCGUCUACACGCCGCUCAGCUUCGUCGACAUGCUGCCAGACCACUACAAGCACCGUCCCAUCGCCCUCUACGACCCGCACGGAGCGCGGCUGCUGAACCACCACCGGCUCAUCGUGCCGCGCAUCAGGGCGAUUGUCGAGAUGGUCGAGUUCUUGGUGCUGCUGGCGCUGUACGUCCUGACCAUGGUGAAUCGUAGACUCGACUACAACGUCUGGGAGCUGCUGUUUUGCGCCUACACUGCUGGCUGGGCUCUGCAUGAGUUUGCCGCCAUCAUCGAGCAUGGAUGGGAGGUCCACGCCCAGAGCCUGUGGGCAUUUCUCGACACGACCUUUGUCGUCGUGUACGCGGCGUACUUGCUCGUGCGCGUGUACGACAUUGCCGUCGGGCAGCUGCACGAUGGCUUUGGGCUGCAUAUCCUCUGCAUCGCAGCGCCCAUCCUGCUGACGCGCAUCGCAUUUACCCUCCUUCCCCACAACAUCGUCUUCAUAUCGUUGCAUGCCAUGAUGAAGGACUUCACCCUAGUUACCUUCCUCGCAAUAUGGUGUUUUCUCGGCUUCCUGCUUGCGCUGCAGUGGCUCAUCACGUCUGACCAGAGCCUUGACGUCGGGGACGGCGGCGCACCGAGCUGGUCGACCGUGUCGAAAUGGCUCCUUUGGAUCUGGUUUGGCCUCGACGGCACGGGCAUUGAAGAGUCGACUCGCUUCCAUGUCGUCUUCGGGCCGAUGCUCAUCAUUGCCUUUGCCUUCUUGGGCAAUACGCUAUUCCUCACCAUCAUGGUCGCGCUGCUCACCAACACCUUCUCGCGCAUCAUUGCGGACGAGGCCGCCGAGAUUCGUUUCCGACGCACGGUUCUCACCUUUGAAGGCGUCAAGAGCGAUGCCAUAUUUGCUUACCCCCCGCCAUUCAACAUUAUCGCGCUGGCGAUCCUCCUCCCCGUCAAGUGGGUGGUAUCUGCCCGACGCUUCCACACCAUCAACGUCGCGCUCAUUCGCCUCUUCAAUGCCCCGAUCCUCCUCCUCAUCAGCCUCUUCGAGCGGCGCAGUCUCUGGGCCCGCCCGAAGCGCCCGAGCAGAAGCUGGCGCUUCACCGGCUUCUCACCGCAUGGGGAUAUACAGGCGGUCUUCGAAACCCCGCUCCCAGAGGAAGUGUCAGACUUCAUUGACAUGAUAGACCCGAUGAGCGAGGUUCCGGUCUUGGAGGAUGAUGUGAUGUCGAGGUUGUCGGGCGACGUUCCCCGCUCGAGACUACGGAGGUCACGCAUGUCUAGACGCAGACGGCGAUCUGGUGAUGACAGCAGAUCGCCAUUCCGAGCGCAGCUGCAACUGUAAACCAGCCCAGAUAACUAUCUACCAGAAUAAAGCCGCCAUUUGGCGUAUGCAGUCGCCUGAAGGGAGCGUGGAAAGACCCCAUCGCGAGUUAUGACUGACUAGAACACUACACCGGCGCCCUGCCAACGUGCCACGGCGUCCUCCCAAGGCACAACCUUGGCACCGCGGGUCUGCAGCAUCUCCUCGACGCUCCUCUCAAUGUCCACCGCCGACUUCCCCUUGGUGUCGUAUGUCGAAUGCGCCCCCCGGAGAAUCGUCACUCCAAAUCCGGCCGCCAGGGCGCCUUUGCAUGUCUCCUGUACGCAGCACUCGCUCUGGAUGCCAAAUGCAACAAUACCGUCGAUCCCCUGUUCCUUGAGCUUCUCCGCCAGAUGCGGGUUGGACUCAAAUGUGUCCCCUGGUUCAUUUGAUGUCAGCUCCGAUCCUAUCUUCGCUCUCGUUCAUGGAUGUAGUCCGUCCUGUCUAAGCGCAUCGAGAGCUACCACGUACGGGUUAUCUUAGCCACUAGAAUCUCGUCUUUGGCGCCUUCGCGGGGGUUGAAGACGAGCUUCCACGGCUCGCUGCCGUUGGCCAGUGUGCCCUGCUCGGGGCGCUCUUCAUGCUGCACAAAAACAAUCAACGCCGGCUGCUUGCCCUGGGGAACCGACGAGGCAAGAUUCCGCGCCGCGUCGAGGAUCCUGUCGCCGGCGUCGCGAAUGCGCGCGGCGUGUGGGAUUUCUGUCUGCGGGUCAUCGGCGAGCUCCUUUUGUAUGUCGAUGACGAAGAGGGCGGUGCGAGGCAUGAUUGCAGUCAUCAGCAGAUGUCUGGGCAGGAAACUCGAAUUUGCAAGUCCCGUUCACUUGGCUGUUGAAACAAUGCCCGACUCGUCGGUUUCUGUACCAAAAAAAAUUGGCGAGGGAAGCCGGGACUCAAGACAGGAUGACCCGAGAGGUUGAUCGUCAACUAAGCCCUUUUGUAGAAAACGGGGGGCAGCUGAAGCAGCCCCGCCUUCUAGUAGCAGCACCG
Messenger RNA from Purpureocillium takamizusanense, 3332 nucleotides. RefSeq lists its product as uncharacterized. Bases 336 to 2327 code for a protein of 663 amino acids. The record is from RefSeq and is a predicted model, not a curated record. Lineage: Eukaryota; Fungi; Ascomycota; Sordariomycetes; Hypocreales; Ophiocordycipitaceae. The transcript has 4 exons.